Messenger RNA from Acanthosepion pharaonis, 2886 nucleotides. Lineage: Eukaryota; Metazoa; Mollusca; Cephalopoda; Sepiida; Sepiidae. The record is from the annotation of a GenBank genome assembly.
AUGAUCUCUCACUCUACCUUGACGUCGUCGACGGCUUCUUCAUCCGUGUCAUCGUCGAAGGUUCGAUCAUCAAAAGUGAUUUGCCAAGAACGGCUGUGUUGUCCGCAGGAUCGGACCCAGGCCAGCUUCAGGUGCGACAAAUGCGGCACUUUCCAGUGUCGACAUUGCGAAAGAAAAAUACACCGAGACUCCAAGUUCUUGUGUCACGAAAGACGAUUGCUAGUGCCCCCACCGUCGUCGAAACUCUGCGGUAAUACAUCCUGUCCGGGUCAGAAUUACGCCGAUGUCCACUGCGACGACUGUAAAUUGAAUUUAUGCAACCAGUGCAACGAAACGUUACACCGAACCCUUAACAUCAACAAUCUGUCUUCUCUUUCAUCUAAUAAUAACAAUAUCAGCAACAUUUCUGGUCCUUCUGUCGGCAGCAAUUCGAAUAGAAGACUUGGGGCUGGCGGCCCUCAAGUACAACAGCACAAACGGAUAAGAUUUCGUGAUUACGAACGAAGACUACAACAACAACAGCAACAGCUCCAAGUACUAUCCUUAACAACUCUGGACCAAAGCCCUAACAAAACAAAACAAGACAUUACCGGGGAACUCCCACAACAUUCUGGAUCGUCACAACCAGCUACAUUACUCUUAAAACCGCAGACAACAACAAUUACGGGCCCUUCCAGUCGUUGUUCUGGAAAUAUUAAAAGACCAUCACAUCAGGUGAUCAAACCAUUGUCUCCUCUUGGUGAUAAUGAUGAUUCUUUGACUUACGUUAGUCUUCCUCAAGAAUCUUUAUCGUUUCAAACAGCUCACGAAGCAGGUCCAGAAGAUCCGAUGACAAACAACCCAGAAAUGUCCUUUUCCAGUGCCCAUUCCGAUUCUAGUAUCCACAGCAUCCCAGACGUUUGUCUUACUGAAUUAGGGGGUGACCCCAACAAGUUGGGCCUCAAUUCGGACAACCACAAGAAAAUAGUCGACCCACAAGAAUCAACUUGCUUUAAAUUGGUCGACGAGGACGAGAAUUUGUUGGUUGAUCAUGAGGAGGACCUAUUAAAGAAACUUGGAUGCAGCAGCAGCAGCAGCAACUCUCUAGUGAAAGUAGUUUCCAUUUUUGGUAAUACGGGCGAUGGCAAAUCACACACUCUCAAUCACACCUUCUUCAAUGGCAAGGAAGUGUUCCCAACAUCUACCUCCCAGGACUCUUGUACCAUUGGCAUUUGGGCAGCUUAUGACCAAAACAACAAGGCUAUCAUCAUUGACACUGAGGGUAUGCUUGGGGUGACUAAGAAUCAGAACCAAAGGACCCGCCUACUGCUUAAAGUCCUCGCUGUCUCUGAUAUUGUCAUCUAUCGCACCAGAGCUGAAAGGUUGCACAAUGAUCUCUUUUAUUUCUUGGGUGAUGCCUCCAAUGCCUACGUUAAACAUUUCUCUGAGGAACUGAAGGCUGCCAAUAAAAGGUGCAACUUAAAUCUUUCUCUUUCCACAAUGGGGCCCAUUGUUAUCAUCUUCCAUGAGACAAUGCAUACAAAGGUGCUUCAUACAGAUGGGGAUCCCGUUGAAAUUGCCUUGCGAGAACGCUUCAAGAAGCUUGAAUGUAGUUUUGAAGGAUUCAGUGACCUAAAAUAUGUUGGGGUUCAAACUCAACUGCCCCCGACUGACUUCAGAGUUUUACGCAAAGUUGUUCAGGAGCAGUUGAAUAACCGAUCUAUACGUUCACCCCGAAAACCAGAGAUUAUUUUCAAAGUCCUGAAGGUUUUGAAUGGUAAAUUUAGUGGUAAAAUUGAGAAACCAGAUGCCAUCACAUUCCCAGACCAAUAUUUUACCUGUACUGCUAAGUGUCUGUCUUGCAAUGCCAGAUGCAUCCGAAGUAUGAAUCAUCACAUUGAUCAUAUUCAACAUGAACCUGAAAAAGGCAAGAACUGUCAAUUCCAGCACCAGUAUGAAAACAAAGUCUACCUAUGUAAACAAUGUUAUUUUAAAAGUGGUAAAAAUAUUAUUGUUGUUCCUAAAACUUCUGCUUCAUCAGACAGCACUUGGUUGGGAUUUGCCAAAUAUGUCUGGUCUGGAUAUGUGCUUGAAUGUCCAAACUGUGGCAUUAUCUAUCGAAGCCAUGAAUACUGGUAUGGGAAUCAAGAUAUUGAACAAGUUGUGCAAGUAAUGGUCAGUCACAUCUGGCCUGGGGACCAACAUAAUCUUCAGGGAAGUCAUAAUGCUGCACGUAAACUACUUGACAGUCUUCAUUACGUUGCUGACACGGUGACCAGUGUUGGAGCCAAGCCUACCAAAGUCCUAGCUGACUGGAUGACUGAUCAAAUUGCCCCCAGUUAUUGGAUACCAAAUGCUCUUAUUGCCCAUUGCACAAACUGUGAAAAAUUAUUUGAAGGCAAUGAACAGAAACACCAUUGUCGUGCCUGUGGUCAGGGCUUCUGUGAUUCCUGUUCUAGCAACAAGGAUCCAGUUCCUGAACGUGGAUGGGGUGAUACUUUGGUUAGAACCUGUGAUAAAUGUCAUGGAGCAAGAAGCAAAGCAACAACAGGCCCUGUGACUCCCACAAGUACAACCCAAUCCACUCCUGUGACUGCUCGGAAAGUUGGGGAGGUGCUGGGCAGCACAAUUGGAGCCAUGGCAUCUAUUGUUGAUUAUCCCUUGGGUAUCAUUAAGGACAGUGUCCGACCUGCUUAUUGGAUUCCCGAUGAAAAUGUCACAAACUGUGCUGUUUGCAAUGUUGAAUUUUGCCCCAAGAUCUCGAAGCAUCAUUGCCGGGAUUGUGGCAAAGUUGUCUGUGACAAGUGCUCUACUGGAAAGCGGACUGUCCCUCUUCGAGGCUGGGACUAUCCAGUCAGGGUGUGCGACACUUGUAAUGACAAUAACACUCAUCCUGCAUCAUUAUGA